Frankliniella occidentalis (western flower thrips) is the source of this 3357-nucleotide messenger RNA. RefSeq lists its product as uncharacterized. The transcript is spliced from 8 exons. Bases 1739 to 2452 code for a protein of 237 amino acids. The record is from RefSeq and is a predicted model, not a curated record. NCBI's taxonomy places the organism in Eukaryota, Metazoa, Arthropoda, Insecta, Thysanoptera, Thripidae.
ACCAUGAGAAAUAUCAGUGUAUUUUUCCUAUGAUUUAUUACAAGUGUAGAUUACUUCAGUGUGAAUAUCAUCAAGAUGUCAGUUUAUAGGAAGCUUUUCUCUCUCAAAAAAAAUCUUUUCCACUAAACAUAAUGUUCAUUUGAAUGCUUGAAAACUUGAUUGUACAUUUGCCAUAGGUAUGUAUAUGAUCCAUUAAGUUUCUUUUCCGUCUUACAGUACUUGUGUGUUAUAAUUUUGAGCAUCACAUCCACAACUUGGGCUUGUUUAUUUUUCUUCAUAAUUUGUAAGAUCUGAGAUCAAGUUUUAAUGAUAAACUGUGAUUAAUGAGCUGACUUUUAUGUGGUAUAUGUUGGUGUCCUUAAAUAGUUAUCAGUAUUUUGGAAUAGUUCAUCAGUAUAUUUUGGAAUACUUAGCAGUAAUUACUCUUCAAUCAAAUGUGCUUAUUCCUGAGCAACAUUUUUAUUAAUUAACUGUAAAGAGGGCAUGAGCUGUGAGCUUACAAGUAUGAAUGAACGCUUAUUCUACUCAGGGAGUCGGCCCUGACAUUCCAUAAUAGAGGUUUUUUUCAGUUACCAGUCGAAAAUUUUACUGCCUAGUAAAAAUUUCUUAGUGUUUUUAGAGCUAUGAGCUAUGUGGCGUGGUAGUGACUGUGAAUGUAUGGCAUACACACUUAUUUUGGUACUAGUUUAAUUUUUUUUAGACAAAAUUAACUUUUUGCAAAACACAAGUUGAUGCAAGCUUAUGGACUGGUGAUAUUCCUCUUAGAGAGAACCCAAAAAGCCAUCAGCCGUGGCUUGUAAAAGUGCCACUUCAAGACAAGCAUCAAUUCAUCUGUGUAUGGUGUCGGGUAAUUCGGGAAAUCGUUAAAGGUCAAAGAACAAUUUUGGUGAUGCUUAGUCCCAUGUAUGCUGUGCGGUCGUUCUUACCCACAUCUAUGCCAGCUGUCAUAUCAAAUGAUGAAAGUGAAGAAAAGGGUAUGUCCCUUGAAAUUAUAGGUCAAGGUGAAGUCACUUUCCUGCAUUUGCCUGGAGCUCUCAAAGAGAGCACUCAUCAAUUAAAUCUUCGUAAUGCUGCAAACAUGAAAGUUUUUCCAUUUGGAUUCUCAAAUAUUGAUCCGAAAAAAAUAUUCAUAAGUGUAGAUCAAGUUAAUAUUGAAAGUAUCAAAUGAUGUCAAUAGAGGCUGUGAGUAGAGUUGAAAUAUGUGCAAAGGACAUCCGCCAGAAAACUUUUCAGUCUCAAUUGAUGAAGGUUUGUUGGAAUUACCUUUCUGGUGCAGUAUUUGGAGCAGGAUGGGUUGUUAGCUCUCUAGUACUCCUAGGCAGUCCAGGUGGCAUUGCCCAAACUCUGGGUACAGGCCUACGUGAUUUUGUCAGUCUGCCAUAUCAUGGAAUUCUGGAGGGCCCUUGGGGCUUCCUUGUUGGAGUUACACAUGGUUCUGCGUCUCUCAUGAAACACUUCACUGCAGGUACGCUUACAUCAGUAACUAAAAUGGCAUCUAGUGUGGCCUGUAAUUUAGAUCGCUUGACACUAGAUGGAGAACAUUUAGAUAGGACAGAGGAAUUGCGGAGGGUGCGACCUCAAAGGAGUUGCUGAAGGCCUAUUGCAGGGCUUAACCAGUCUGGGAAUCUGUAUAUUAGGUGCUGUCGGCGGAUUGGCUCAUCACCCACUUCAGUCAGUAUUAUCUGGUCAACCAUCCCCUCGGGGUGUUGUAACAGGUGUUGGUAGGGGUCUUGUUAAAAUGUUCACAAAACCUCUCAGUGGAGCUGCAGAUCUAGUCGCUAUGACCGGGCAAGGAUUGCUUCAGGGUGCUGGAUGGAGCAAUUUACCACAGCAAAGAGAUCAAGCUAAGGCAGAACGAGGAAACCCACAAAGAAGUGCCUUAGUCAAGUUCAGCAAAAUUCAACACCCUAUUGUCUCUCAAUGCCUACUUGUUCUGGAGGCAACACUAGAAUCUAGUUCAUCUCGUUUCAAAGCUGUUACAUUGUUGCUGACAACUCAGAACCUGAUAGUCCUAUCAGCAGAUGAAACAGAUCCUACUAUUUUAACCAUCAGCUUCAAUGGAGCACCGCCUGUUGACCAAAGAAUGUGGGACUUUGUAAACGGCUGCCAAUAUGCCGUCAACACUGGCCCACCAGCCCUUGAAACUUCAGAAGAUAUCAGACCAGCAAGUCCUAUUCCACUCUCAUCAACGUUACCAUUAAGUAUGCAAACUGUUGAACAUCAAUCUGCCCCAGAGGUGGAGGACACGAACCCGAACCUCAACCUCUCUCGUUCUUCUUCUGAUGACGGCGGGGUUUCUCUGAGCGCUGUCCAGCCAGCCGAUACAUCGGCUUCUGCCACAGUCAGGCCCCCUACAAUCUUCCAUGUUAAUCCUUUGAUACAAAGGCACUUUAUUAUUCUCCUAAAAGUCGCUCAAAGGCAAAUACAAAGCCAAGGCUUCCAAAUUCUGUGAUAUUUUUUUUCAAAGGUUUUAUUAAUUUUGUAUUAUUAGUUUUUCCAAUGAAUUUGUUAUAUUUGACGCUUUUAAAGUAUUUUUAUCCACCAAGAUAAUUUAUAUUUUACUUGCAUUUUACUUUUUCCUUCCCCUGGUGUAAGGUGGGUAGGUGGCCCGUGCCACUGGCCUUAUGGCCCCGUGCGAGUAUGCAACCCGCCCGCACAUCUGCAUGCGGUACAGUAUACUGUAAGCAAAGAAGAAAAAGUAGGGGGUCUCAUGUACCAGGUGCCUGAAAACCCCCGCGCACUUCUGUACUAUGCCGUCCCGCAUGCACGAGUGCGGGCGGGUUGCCUACUCGCUUGUCCCGUAAGGCGCCACGGUCAGGGGCGAUAGGCAAACCCGGCCCGCACUCCUGCGUGCGGGACGGCAUAGCGCACGGCCCUGCCCCGUGCCUUUCUUCAUUUUAUUUCACUCGAUUCGGUCGGCAGCUUGUUCCCAGCGGGAGUCGCCGUGCCGCGUGCAUGCGGGUAGGUGUCUCGGCCGGACCGGAGGCGAGGCAGGCGAACGCGAGGGGCGGCACGGGCCCCCGCGGUACGGCCUGGACGGGAACCUCACAGCCCCUCCUCCCUCCAGUCCAGCCCAGCGCAGCCCAGCACUCCAGCACCGGCCAGGCCCUUAUAUUCUAGCUCUCAGUAAAUGGUUCUGCACCUUUUUGUAAACCCGGGUGCCCCGAGGGGACGUUCUAUCAGUAAAGGGCAAAAAUCGAGACACUCAAUUUUUGAUUUUGACCAAAUAUUUUUUUUCUCUCUUGAAAUGAUGCCAAAUGAUAAGAAAAAAAUUUUAAAAAAAUUUGGCUCAAAUGGUUAGUGAAAUAUACACAAAAAACUGUCUAACUCAAAAGACGCGGCAAUAAAUUUUGUUGA